Messenger RNA from Anarrhichthys ocellatus (wolf-eel), 5187 nucleotides. It is a transcript of the gene sp3a, whose product is annotated as sp3a transcription factor. Gene Ontology annotation, molecular function: RNA polymerase II cis-regulatory region sequence-specific DNA binding; DNA-binding transcription factor activity, RNA polymerase II-specific. The transcript is spliced from 7 exons. Lineage: Eukaryota; Metazoa; Chordata; Actinopteri; Perciformes; Anarhichadidae. The record is from RefSeq and is a predicted model, not a curated record. Gene Ontology annotation, biological process: regulation of transcription by RNA polymerase II. Bases 158 to 2275 code for a protein of 705 amino acids.
GCCCCACCCUUUGUGUUACCUACCGCCCGUCAAUCAAAAUAGAAAAAAAAUCUGACAGUUAUCACCUAUUUCUACGCGUAAACAAUCAAUUUUAUUUGCUGAUAAUGUCCGGUGCCUUGUGACUAUCAGGACUCUCCGUUUCACGACAAGUCACGGAAUGACUGCCCCAGAGCAGCCGAUGAAACCAGAAGAUAUGGCUGCCUUUGACGGGGACAGCAGUCACAGCGACUUUCUGCAGCAGGAGCAAUGCAGGGGCAAUCAGGACACUCAGCCAUCACCCCUCGACCUGCUAGCAACCACCUGCAGUAAGGUUGGGUCACCAUCGUCAGAGGUGGACAGAGGUGCUGUAGCUGAUGUGACAUCAGAUGCAUCUAUUCAGCUUACUGGAACAGAGAAAUGGGAGGUGUUAACCCCCGCAACGGCAGCAAAAGAUGAAUCCGGAUUGAUACAAAUCCAAAAUCACGGAAUAUUAACAUCGAACGGACAGUACGUUCUUCCUCUCCAGAACUUACAGAGUCAGCCGAUCUUUGUGACGUCGGGAACUGACGUCUCCUCUGCCAAUUCAGUGCCUAACAUUCAGUACCAAGUAAUUCCUCAGAUUCAAACAGCAGACGGACAGCUGAGCUUCUCCACUUCCGGCAUGGAAGGAGCGACUCUGUCUCAGAAUGCCACAGGGCAGAUUCACAUCUUGCCUGACAGUAGCCAGAGUCUCAGCGUAACAUCAACUGCAAACAUCAUUAAUAGCAACCAGAACCUCAUAUCACAGACUGCUAAUGUCCAGCAGCUCCAGGGGGUUUCUCUUGGCAGCUCCACCUUCAACAACCAGGGUCAGGUUGUUACUAAUGUGCCUGUGGGUUUGCCUGGGAACAUUACCUUUGUUCCUAUCAACAGUAUGGACUUGGACUCUCUUGGCCUCUCUGGUGCUCAGACUAUAGCAACAGGGAUCACUGCCGAUGGCCAGCUAAUUAUGACGAGUCAGCACGUUGACGGCUCGGAGAGUCUGGCGAAGACAGAUAAUCACCUUUCACAGACACUACCGGUAGACGGCUCAAAUGCAAAUCACGAGAUAUAUGUGCCAACGUCUUCCUCUCAGCUACAAAUUCAAACGAACGAAUCGGGCCUGCUGACACAAGACACUUCGUUGUCAUCGGUGGGUACAGAUCAAGCCGACUCGAGUUCUGGUCUCCAGGAGGGCUUCAUCCAACAGAUCCAGGAGCAGAGCAUCCAGGUGUCCUCUGCUCAGUCCAUCAUCCAGCUGCAGCAGAUACCUAUUCAGACCACCAACGGUCAGGUGGUCCAGUCCGGGCAGAACCUGCAAAACGUGCAGCUGAUCAACCCGGGAACAUUCAUCAUCCAAGCUCAGACGGUCACGGCGUCGGGUCAGAUACAAUGGCAGACCUUUCAGGUGCAGGGAGUGCAGAACCUGCAGAACCUGCAGCUGCCAACAACACCACCCCAGCAGAUAACCCUGGCUCCAGUCCAGACCCUAUCACUGGGUUCCAGUCCAGUCAGCAUCAGCACGGGACAGAUCCCCAACCUGCAGACGGUGACAGUCAACACAAUGGCCCAACACGAAGGAGACACAGACAACUUUGGAGACAUUCGGAUAAAAGAAGAGCCGGACUCUGGAGACUGGCAGCUGAGCACCGACUCCACCCUGAACACAAGCGACCUGUCCCACCUCCGCGUCAGGCUGGUGGAUGAGGAGGACCAGCUGGGUCAGGAGGGCAAGAGGCUGCGCAGAGUAGCGUGUACUUGCCCCAACUGUAAAGAGUCCGGUGGGAGAGGGUCCAGCACGGGGAAGAAGAAGCAGCACAUCUGCCACAUUGCCGGCUGUGGGAAAGUAUACGGAAAGACGUCACACCUGCGAGCACACCUGCGCUGGCAUUCAGGGGAGCGACCUUUUGUUUGCAGCUGGAUGUUCUGUGGGAAGAGAUUCACACGCAGCGACGAGCUGCAGAGACACAGGAGAACACACACAGGAGAGAAGAAGUUUGUCUGCCCAGAAUGUUCAAAGCGCUUCAUGCGGAGCGACCACCUGGCGAAGCACAUUAAAACUCAUCAGAACAAAAAAGGCGUGAACUCCGGCAGCGCCGCGGUGGCCUCGAUGGAAUCCGCGGGGUCCUCAGACAGUAUCAUCACCACGGCGGGCGGCACCACCCUCAUCCUCACCAACAUCCAGCAGGGGUCCAGCACCGCCCAGGACAUCCUGGCCAACGCAGAGAUCCCGCUCCAGCUCGUCACCACCGUAGCGGCCAGCGAAGUCAUGGAGUGAUUUGCACUCCGCUUAUGAACUUCGACAACCUUUUCUCAUACCGUAUACUCCUACCUGCAUUUUUAUUCGCGUUUUGAAGAAAAACUAAAAUUCUAAAUAUAUAUUUUAACACAGAAAUAGUCCGGACAUGUCCGUACUCGGUUUCCACUGAGGAGAAACUAAGUGGUGGAGACUGAAAGAAGAUAACGGUGGAAAAAAAGACAUUGCAGUAAACACACAAGGAAAUGCCUUAUUUUGUACAAUAUCAUGUCGUUGGAAAUGUAGGAUGCCAUUUUGUUUUGAACCUACUUAUUUUGUGUUAUUGUGUUUUUCACAAAAAAAUAUUGGUAAGUUGAGCAAAUGUUUUUUUUUUCAUGGUAUAUUCUUAUGUUUGUUCCAUCCUUUAAGCAAAGAUUUAAUCUCACAACAGAGCUACAUUUAAGUAAUGUUAUUGCUUAUGUCCAUGCAGAUGUAUUCAUGUUAUGUUUUAUAUAUAUAUAUAUAUAUAUAUUAUGCAUAUUCUUAUUUCUGUGUCCUCUUCUUGCAAAUCGUCCGGCCCUCUUUAAAACCGUUGCUCACAUUUUGCAGGUGAAAAUCAAAAAAAACAAUCAAAAUUUUGUAUUUUAAUUCCUUUUGAACAUAUACUGUUGAUAUGAUGCACAUUAUUUGCUUAUUAAAUAUUUUACUGAACCGCUAUUUAUAUUUAGGCUUUACAUAGACAACGCAUUUGUGAUAUUAAAAGUCAAAAAUAUUUCAAAUGGCUCCAUUAUAUGUCAUUUAAAUGUGUUUUUGUAAAACCUUUUUGGAGGGGGAAAAAAACAUUGUAAUAUUUAGAAGAAAAGCCAUUUUUGUUUUUUUGGAGGUAAUUGCCAAAUUUGACUACAAACUCAGGGUGACUUGUGACUGUGUUCUAUAAGUGGAGUAAAUCACCUCUGUAGCGUCUCGGGCCGUUGGUGGUGUUUGAUGACGGACCAAAAGCUGAGGUGCUCGUUGAGUUCUACCAUGUCAGCUGUUGCGGUGAGGAGGCCCCGGUUCAUGUUAUAGAAACAGCUUUGCAGAAUCCUCAUCAGCAUCUCGCUCCAUCAUGCAGUCGGAAGAACGUAGUGCAUUACUGAAAGCGGUACUCUUUUUAACAGCACUAUUCUCAUCACUUCAUCUUGUUGUUAAUCCUUUUGUAUGCAUUUCUUUUGUAUACUUCGCAAGAAACUGUCCUUUAUAUUCAUUGUCAGUAAAUGUAAAAUGUUUGUCUUUUUGUUGAUACCAUUUACUUUAACUUUAUGUUGCAUUUUCCUCUUCCACGUUAUCGUGUUUUUUAUUUUAUCUCUGAACCCCUUCCUCCCCGACUGUUGAAUUGUCAAUUUAAAUGCACACUGAACAGUGAAUUAUGGUGGCAUAUUUGAUUAGAUUUUGGACACGUUGUCCUCUUCAGGAGAUGAAUGCUUUACCCCCCCAUUAAAACAGCAUCUUUAUAUUAUGUACUAAACACUGUUUAGGUUUGUUUUCACUUCAAAAUCUUCUGUAUAAAUAUGUCAAUAUAACAUCAAUAUAAACCUUCUGUUACACUUGAAUUUUCUUUCAUUUUUCCUGAAUUGUUUUCUGUUAUCAAACGACUAAACGUAAGACGAGUUAGAAUUACACUUGAAACCUUUUGUUUUGUGUCUUUUCGACGACUUGUCAUCGUGACAGAGGUUCGUCCUCCCCCCGCGGCUCUUACUCUGGGUUAGUAGUCCAGUAGAUGUCACUACAGCCAAGGGAGCAGGACGAGAGGUAUGUUUGACCCCUCGGCCUUCCCCCGUGUAGCACCGCUAAGAUAAGGACAGAAGUCACCGAGGCUAACAGGAGGUGUGGACCCCUCAGUUAACCACAAGUUAAUGUCACACAGAAAUGUCAGCAACAUAUUCUGCUGCUGGAGAACAAAGUACUGUCUCGUGACUUUGAACAAACCCUACAGACGCAUCAGAGGUAACGGCUCCUGGUUUUAUGACCUACAUUCAUGUAGAUUUGAGUUAAUUACCAGGAAUCUAUUUAAAUAACCUGCUCCUUUUUUUGUUUCUGACUUCUAAGAGUCCACACAUUUUCCUGCCACUAUCAUUUACCAGAGGUACCAAUCAUUUCUUAAUAUUUUGAUAUAUUAACCUGAUAUUACGUUCCCACAGCAGCACACGCAUGCUGCAUCAGUAUCUGUGUCUCUUACACUAAAUGGGACAUUUGACUAAUUAGGUACUGUUGCUAUUUUUUCGUUAAUAUUAAAGACAGCGGCAUAAGGGAGUUAAAUAUGUAUUAUAGCCUUCCUGGUUUUAGUGCCUGUGAACAUAAUUAAAAUGGUAGUCAAUGAAAAGCUUUAUCUGGUUAAUCAGAAUGAAAAGCACAUGAUGUUUGAGUCUUUGUCAAUUUGCUGAAAGCGAGUCAGACGAUGUGGUCUAUAACAUUAAAAAGGACUCGUCCAUAUUGUCGUUCCUUUCAUUUGCAUAAUUUAAUGAAUCCAAUUCAUUGUAAUGCAAUACCAAGUGCACCAGGAACAUAGAAUGACAGUUUGAGUUAAUGAAAUGUGUUAACGGUAUCAUCAUUUACUUGUAUGUUAAUUAGUCCAAUUAAUUUCCCCUGCUCGGUAAUCUGAAUAUUGUAAUAAUCUUUUCUCCCCUGCAGGAAUGAACCUGUGAUACACAGACCUUUGGGACAAUCUGCGAAGAGAAUCCUGGGUUUUUCCAGUUGAAACAUGAGUGCCUUCAAAUAUUUCUUAGGUGUGAAGUACAGGAAUAUUCCUGCAGUAUUUAGGGAAUUUGUGCUUGAAUAUUAUUUACCAGAGUUUGUGUACAGUCUGCCUUUUAGCUUUUAUGAUGCAAAUCACACCCACAGUUGGAAAUGUGUUGAGGAGGAUUUGUCCGGUGCCAGACUCAGGAUAACUUUCACCUGCUUGACAAACGGCCAUUGCA